CAGAAACGUGCCACGAACCAUCCACGAACCGCACGAACUUUCCAACAUAACAUCGUACACACAGUUUUGUUGCGUGUUGGCUCAUUUGGUUUGUCGGUUCAGUCUAUUCACUCCUUUAAUAAAGCCCACAGUUGCUCGAAGCUAAAGUGAACAAAACUUUUCACCGACUUUAAUUCAUUAAAUCCCGUAAAAUGGCACCUAAACAAGAAAAGAAAGGCUUUACCAAAGAAGAAGAGCUCCUGCUGCAAGACUUCAGCCGUAAUGUGUCCACAAAAUCUUCGGCACUGUUUUACGGUAAUGCACUCAUCGUCUCCGCCGUACCCAUCUGGCUCUUCUGGAGGAUCCAUAUGAUCGACCUGUAUUCAUCGUUCAUUCUCUUCAUUGCUGUGACUGCCAUGUCCACCUACCUCAUUGCUAUGGCAUACCGAAACACCAAGUUUUUGCUGAAGCACAAAAUUGCCGUCAAGCGCGAAGAGGCCGUCACACGGGAAAUCACGAAGAAACUUGCUGAAGAUAAGAAGAUGAGCAAAAAAGAAAAAGAUGAGCGAAUCCUGUGGCAAAAGAAUGAAGUUGCUGACUUUGAAGCCACCACAUUCUCAAUCUUCUAUAACAAUGCCUUGUUUGUGGCCAUCAUCAUCUUUGCAAGCUUCUACCUACUGAGGAGCUUCAGCCCAUCAGUUAACUAUGUUCUGUCUGUUGGUUCCACAGCCGGCUUACUUGCUCUCCUCUCAACAGGUUCACAGUAAAUAAUUAAGCCAUUUAAUUUAAGGAAUUCCAUCUUUUCAUAAAUUGUUAUAUUUAUUUCUUUUUGAAAUUUGAAGUACAUAGUUUUAUGGUGAUCAACACUUUUUUGUAUGAAGACUUAAUAUGAAAACUAAUAUGAAAUAAAUUAAAUACUUCAGAAA
This is a messenger RNA of Dalotia coriaria, 905 nucleotides long. RefSeq names its product translocon-associated protein subunit gamma. The transcript has a single exon. The record is from RefSeq and is a predicted model, not a curated record. Gene Ontology annotation, biological process: SRP-dependent cotranslational protein targeting to membrane. Gene Ontology annotation, cellular component: membrane; endoplasmic reticulum. Bases 192 to 746 code for a protein of 184 amino acids. Lineage: Eukaryota; Metazoa; Arthropoda; Insecta; Coleoptera; Staphylinidae.